AGUAUUCAGUGACGUUUCAAGCUCCUUGAUGUUAUUGACGUUUGCUCACGUGUGUUUUUUAAUCCUAACCUCGCCACAGAUAAACUCGGCCUUACUAUUCUAGCCUGAAUUAAAGUAUAAAAAUGGAAGUUGAUACACCUGUCGAAACAAUCGACAUCAAUAAUCUCGAUGUCCGAAAGGGCAAGAAGAGGAAAAACCCCAACCCAAGCGUUUCAGAAGUGGUAUCUCAUAAUGGAAUAGAAGGUAAAAUUAGAACCAGGCCAAAACCAAAAAAAACCAAGCUGGUCCCAUAUUCUGAAUCUAAAGAAAACGUAAGAAAAAUUCCUGUACCAUCACAUAGAUUAACACCUCUUAAAGAAAAUUGGAUGAAAAUCUAUACACCAAUCACCGAAAACUUAAUGUUGAUAAUGAGAUUCAAUACAAAAUCUAGGAAUGUAGAAAUAAAAACUCAAAAUGCUACGGAGGAUUUUUCCAAUUUGCAGAAGGCCGCAGAUUUUGUUAAGGCAUUCAUUUAUGGUUUUGAAGUUGAAGACGCUCUAGCCUUGAUUCGAUUAGAUGAUUUAUUUGUGGAAACAUUCGAAAUUAAAGACGUCAAAACAUUAAACGGUGACCACAAAUCGAGAGCCAUUGGUAGAUUAGCUGGAAAAGAAGGGAGAACAAAAUUCUCUAUAGAAAAUGCUACAAAGACAAGAAUUGUUUUGGCAGAUAGCAAGAUUCACAUUCUGGGAAGUUUUCAAAAUAUACAGUUCGCCAGAAAAUCCAUUUGUGAUUUAAUUCUAGGUUUACCACCAAGUAAAGUUUUUGGACAAAUGAAGAACAUAAAUUCUCAUGUCUCUGCCAGAAUGUAAAUUUCAUUGUUGAAAUAAAAGACAUGAAAAUGAUUUAAAUUAUAUUUAUACAAAAAAUGUAAAUAGGAUAUAUUUCAUUAAAAUUAUCUGAAAUGUUUUGAUAAAUAUCUACUAAUAUAACAAUAAUCUGGCUGGAAUACCUAGGUCGAUAGCCGUUUGACUGACUGGUCAAUAAAAAGUUCAGUUUGA
Messenger RNA from Coccinella septempunctata (seven-spotted ladybird), 1037 nucleotides. Its product is annotated as RNA-binding protein pno1. The record is from RefSeq and is a predicted model, not a curated record. Gene Ontology annotation, cellular component: nucleolus. Lineage: Eukaryota; Metazoa; Arthropoda; Insecta; Coleoptera; Coccinellidae. The transcript is spliced from 2 exons. Bases 123 to 848 code for a protein of 241 amino acids. Gene Ontology annotation, molecular function: RNA binding.